AUGGUGACCAGGAGCUUCCCGACAUGGAAGAUCGCUCUGUUUGUUGCAUUCUCUUCUGCCGCAGAGAAGAAAAUCAACGAGAAAAGAGGACUUGCAGGUCUGGGAUAUGGAAGUUAUUAUCCUGCCUCUGAACCAUGGUAUCCGAUUUCGCAGGAAUUGGCUCUCACUAAGAGUUCUGCCCACACGAUUGCCUUGCAAAGCGCCUCUGCAGCCCACGCAGCCGAAGUAGCGAACGCCCUGGCAGCAGCCAAAGAAGCCUCAGCAGCAGCCUCCCUGGCCCAGCAGCGAGUGCAGCACGCCAAGGAGGCGGUCCUGGUCCAGCAGAGGAUUGCGGCGGCCAAGGAGGCGGCAGCUGCGGCGGCCAUCCAGCGCAGCGAGGCAGCCGCCGCCACCGCUGCCGCUAUACAACGCAGCGAGGCCGCAGCAGCCGCCCUCCACCGCCAGGAAGCAGCCGCGGCAGCAGCAGCAGCUCUCCAACGCAGUGAAGCUGCUGCUCAGGCUGCAGCCGCCAUACAGAGGAGCCAAAUCGCAUCUCAUCAGAUACAGAAGACCGCGGCCAAAGCUGCCGCCGCCAACGCAGUUCUGCACCAAGUAGCUGCUUCCGGUCUUCCUUACCCAAAGGCUCUUGAAUACCCAUGGGGCUAA
Messenger RNA from Nezara viridula (southern green stink bug), 645 nucleotides. Lineage: Eukaryota; Metazoa; Arthropoda; Insecta; Hemiptera; Pentatomidae. The record is from the annotation of a GenBank genome assembly.